This is a messenger RNA of Mugil cephalus (flathead mullet), 1076 nucleotides long. RefSeq names its product SUN domain-containing protein 3-like. The transcript is spliced from 10 exons. Lineage: Eukaryota; Metazoa; Chordata; Actinopteri; Mugiliformes; Mugilidae. Gene Ontology annotation, cellular component: meiotic nuclear membrane microtubule tethering complex; nuclear envelope. Gene Ontology annotation, molecular function: protein-membrane adaptor activity. The record is from RefSeq and is a predicted model, not a curated record. Gene Ontology annotation, biological process: nuclear envelope organization. The coding region runs from base 78 to 890 and encodes 270 amino acids.
AAAAGAUUUACUUUUUAAAAAAAAAAACAAAAAAACAGCGAGACUCGACGUGAUUUCUGGCGUCGUUCGAUAAAGCUAUGCCACGAAGAAGCACUCAGCUGGUUUCCCCCAGAUGCCAUAAAGAUGUAGAGCCUGUUGUUUCCUACAGGGAGACCAUGUGCAGUAUGAUCAGAAAGCGUCAGACUUUCAACAAUCCUCCACCUAUGAAGGAAGUUGCCUGGAGAAGGUUCACCUCUCCUGGCUUCCUCCUUGUUCUUCUCUUGUGUUUUGGACUUGUAUAUGUCGUUAACAGUGGAUCAGAAAAGAUGGGAAGGCACAUAGGAGAGCUGAAGGAUGAGAUUGUGAUGUUAAAAAGCCAGAUGAACUACCUACUUCCUGUAAGCGACAUGCUGCCCAACUUUGCUCUGGAGCCACUUGGAGCCCGUGUUCUACAUCAUAUGACUUCACAAGAAUACCAGAGCCGGGGAACGUGUCAGAGGUCUGUUAGCCCAAGAAUUGUGAUUCAGGGAAAAUCCCACCUGGUUCCCGGUCGCUGUUGGGCCUUUGCAGGUGAACAGGGGCAUUUAUCCAUCCGCCUGUCUCACAAAGUUACCAUCACCAAUGUGACACUGGGACACAUAUCCAAGGCAUUGUCCCCAACUCAAAACACCUUCAGCGCUCCCAAGGAGUUUUCUGUCUAUGGCAGGAAGACUUUAGAUGACGACGAGGUCCAACUGGGGACAUUUCUUUAUGACUAUGAGGGGGACCUGCUGCAGACCUUCAAGCUGCCUGAUCAUAAAACAGAUGUCUUCAGCUAUGUAACGCUGAAGGUCAACAGCAACUGGGGUAAUCCUGAGUACACCUGUCUGUACAGUUUCAGAGUCCAUGGGAAGUUGGAAGACGGGCUGUGACCAGCAGCUCUGUGGCAGCAUUUCAGACUGUGUGAAGGAAUGUAACCUUUAACAGCGAUGACACGGACAGGAGGCCGAGACUGGACAGAGGAUGACAAUUUAAGUGUAAUUGUGCAGCAGAGCAGUAGAGAGUAAGAGACCCGUUUAUUUUUAACAAACAAUGUUGGUAAUAUAUAUAUUUAUAUA